Molecule: messenger RNA, 1485 nt
Organism: Kluyveromyces lactis
Lineage: Eukaryota; Fungi; Ascomycota; Saccharomycetes; Saccharomycetales; Saccharomycetaceae
Gene: ABF1
Product: DNA-binding protein ABF1
Exons: 1
Coding region: 1-1485 (494 amino acids)
Biological process (GO): chromatin remodeling
Cellular component (GO): nucleus
Molecular function (GO): DNA binding
Source: RefSeq, a predicted model, not a curated record
AUGUCGUUAUAUGAAUACAAGCACCCGAUCAUCAAUAAGGAUCUGGCUGCGCCAGAUCCUGUGAGUGCGCAGAAACGGUCUUUCCCCACGUUAGAGGCGUGGUACGAUGUAAUUAACGAUUAUGAGUUUCAAUCGAGAUGUCCUAUUAUUUUGAAGAAUUCACAUAAGAAUAAACAUUUCACUUUCGCGUGCCAUUUGAAAAGUUGUCCGUUCAAGAUUUUGUUGUCGUAUCAGGGCGCCAACAAUUCUGGUUCGUCUGAGGAUGGUUCUCCGCAUGGUUUAAGUGGCGAUGGUGGUUCUUCGUCGUCUGGUUCGAAUCACCAUAAUGGUCAUACGAAUUUGGCCGAAGAUGGUAGAGCGGAGGAUGAGGACGAUGAUGAGGAUGAUGAUGCGGCUGUGACUGCUGCUAUCGCAGCGGCAGUUGCAGCAGUUGCAGACUCUCAGGAGACUAUCAAGGGUCCCUUCGUGGUAACCAAGAUUGAACCUUAUCAUAACCAUCCGUUGGAAUCAAACCUUUCUUUGCAACGGUUUGUCUUGAGUAAAAUUCCAAAGAUUUUACAAGUUGAUCUCAAAUUCGACGCUAUUCUAGAGUCGUUGUGUAACGAUGACGAUAAUACAGUGGCAAAGUUUAGAGUGGCACAGUACGUGGAAGAAUCCGGGAUUCUCGAUAUCAUCAAGCAACGGUACGGGUUGACCGAAGCUGAAAUGGAUAAGAAAAUGUUAAGUAACAUCGCUAGACGUGUUACCACGUAUAAGGCCAGAUUCGUCUUGAAAAGAAAGAAGGAUGGCGUAUACGCAAUGCCCACCGCUCAUCAAUUGACUGGCGGUGACCACCAUCAAGUACAACACCAUCAUCAUCCAUCGAUACCAGCUCACCACCAACACCAACUACCCGAAGGUCAACAACGCGACGUUCAGCAUCAUCACCAACAGCAACAGCAACAACUACAACACCAGGAACAACACCAAUCACAUGUUGAUAGUGGACAUAAUGUAUAUCAGAACAGAAUUGGUUCGAUCAGUGAUAAUGAUGAUUCCGCUAUACAUAAUCUGGAUGACACUAACGUACGUGUCGCAGCUGCUGCAGCUGCCGCUGCAGCGGCUCUGCAGUCUAGAGAAAACCACGAUACCGAGGAUCUGAAACGUACGCUAGAACAAGUGCAAGACGAUGAAAGUUUAGACGUCGGUGUACCCGAUUCCAAGAGACAGCUCCACAGAAGAGAAAGAGACAGAGUCGCGGAAGCUCUUAAAAUGGCUACCAGAGAUAUCCUGUCAAAUCAAAGUGUUGAUUCUGACGUGAACGUCGAUGUCGAUUUAGUCACUGGCCAUAAACAAUUAUCACCUCAUGACGACAUGGCGGAGCAGCUAAGGUUGUUGUCAUCUCAUUUGAAGGAAGUUGAAGCCGAGGAAAAUGUCUCCGAUAAUAAUCUCAAGAAAGACGAUAUUCCUGAUGAAAAUAUUCAGCCGGAACUAAGAGGACAAUAA